Molecule: messenger RNA, 519 nt
Organism: Helobdella robusta
Lineage: Eukaryota; Metazoa; Annelida; Clitellata; Rhynchobdellida; Glossiphoniidae
Exons: 4
Coding region: 1-519 (172 amino acids)
Source: RefSeq, a predicted model, not a curated record
AUGCUCGAGCUGAGACCUUCAACAAAGAUAUUUUAUAAGUUGUUAGACUUUACUGCCUCGACCAGCAUUAGUGGCUCGUUAACAUUGGCCUACUUCUAUCUGCUUAUUAACAACACAACUCCAACAAUUUCAUCAGCACCCCAACUUGGUAUAAAAACCAUUGUUAUAGAACGCUCUGAUAAAUGUAGCGAAUGCAAAAAGGAAAAAUGUCCAGCUCGCCGUCACACCAGAUUCAAUGAGAUUGUGAAGUCGAUUGGUGACACCAAUCAUGUUCCAGAUUGUGCAAAAAUUGCAACAAAGAUUGUAAUGGUUAAUGUGAAGACCCAAGCAGGAGACACCAAGUUUCUACAGAUUCAUCCAGGUAGCCGACACACGGUCAACCCAGCCAUCCAUCCUUUCGAGGUUGGUAAAUGGGAAGACGACGUAAGUUGUCGCAUAUUGGCCGGCGAGAUGGCUCAGUGGUUCAAAUGCGCGCUGAGUCAAACAUCUCAAUGGCUAUCAUAUACUCAGCGUAUAUGA